GAAAACAAAAUCAAACCCAAAAAAAAAAAAGUAAAAAAGAAAAGAGCAUUCCCAAUUCCCAUUAUAGCCAAUUAGCUAAGCGAAAAAAGAAUUAAGAGACAGGCAGAGAAAAGACACUCUCUCCCUCCACUAAAAAACCUCCCUCUCCUCCUCUCUUCUGCCGCACCACCACCAACAACCAUUUCCAUUUUCCGCCGACAGACAUGCGAAUCUCUGACUGAGAAAUUUAAGUUGGUUUAAGCAAACUGCCUCGUUCUGCGCGCUUUUUGAACUCCAUUCCGGAGGGAGGGUCCGUACGGCCAAGUUCGUAAGCAUUCCCUUGUUUGUUUCCACCUCCGGAUUCCGAUUCCCCCGCAUUCGCCAGAGAAAGAAAUCCAUUCCGCUGUUGCAGAAGAGCGAGCGGAACCGAAGAUGUUGACAUGCAUAGCUCGCCCUAAGAAGCUCGGCGACGACUCGCUGAGUCAACCUGAGGAAUCGGACUCCUCCAACAUGCCCAACAAUAAGCAACAAGCCGCGAUCAAAUCGCUCACUUCUCAGCUCAAGGACAUGGCGUUGAAGGCGUCGGGAGCGUACCGGCACUGCAAUCCAUGCACCGGACCGGCGGCGGCGAGCCAGGGCGUGCGGUUCAAGAGUAACGGCACGGAGUCGGACGCCGACUCGGACCGUUUCCGGUGGUCGUACCGGCGGACGGGGAGCUCGAGCUCGACGACGCCGAACAAGUGGGGAAAGGAGAUGGAGAUGAGGCUGAAGGGGAUCUCGAGCUCGAGCGGCGAGGGAACGCCGGUCUCCGCCAGCGGCCGGCGAGUCGAUCCGCUGAUCGUCUUCGUGGAGGAGAGCGAGCCCAAGGAGUGGGUUGCCCAGGUGGAGCCCGGUGUCCUCAUCACCUUCGUCUCGCUUCCGCGCGGCGGGAACGAUCUCAAGCGGAUACGAUUCAGCCGAGAGAUGUUUAACAAGUGGCAAGCUCAAAGAUGGUGGGCAGAGAACUAUGACAGGGUCAUGGAACUGUACAAUGUUCAAAGGUUUAACCGCCAAGCUUUCCCUCUUCCAACUCCACCGAGAUCUGAAGACGAGAGCUCAAAAAUGGAAUCAGCAGAAGCUAGCCCCAUAACACCACCAUUAACUAGAGAACGUUUACCUCGCAAUUUGUAUCGUCCGACGGGAAUGGCAAUGGGCUACUCAUCUUCAGAUUCAUUUGAGCAACACUCGAUGCAGUCUCGCCACUUCUAUGAUUCAGGAGGUAUCAAUUCGACACCUAAACUGUCAAGCAUCAGUGGGGCCAAGACGGAGACGUCAUCAAUGGAUGCUUCUAUCAGGAGUAGUUCGUCGAGGGAUGCCGAUCGUUCAGGAGAGCUAUCCAUUAGCAAUGCUAGUGAUCUCGAGACUGAAUGGGUUGAACAGGAUGAGCCAGGUGUGUACAUAACUAUCAGAGCGUUGCCAGGUGGCAAACGGGAGCUCAGACGAGUCAGAUUCAGCCGAGAAAGAUUCGGGGAGAUGCAUGCUAGAUUAUGGUGGGAAGAGAAUCGAGCAAGAAUACAUGAACAGUACUUGUAAUCGACCGAAUGGGGUUAGCUGCCGGUUCUUCAAGAGUCCCAAAGGUGGUGUUAUUUAUAAUUUUGUCUUUCUUAUUUGUUUCGAAAUCGCCAUACUACUAAAGGUCUUGUCUAUAGAAUCACAAACCGGUGCUGCUGGCGCCUCUGGAUGUUCUAAGCUCUUUCUGGGCUCUGCAUACACCACUGGAAAGAAACUAAGAAAGUUGCAAGGUGACUGUAUGUUCUUGAUCCAGAACAUUCUCAUAGGAUGGGGUGGUAGAUUAUUAUUAUUAUUACUAUUAUUAUUUUUCUUUCCCGUUUACCUAUUCUUAUUAAGUUUAUUGGUGGGUGAAGAGCAUCAGUUGUAUUUGAAUUUGAAACUUUGAGAUGUCAAUACCAGUGAAAGAAUAUGUUCUCUUUCUUUCUGCUUCCAACUUUUUUCAUGGC
Molecule: messenger RNA, 1976 nt
Organism: Morus notabilis
Lineage: Eukaryota; Viridiplantae; Streptophyta; Magnoliopsida; Rosales; Moraceae
Product: protein Brevis radix-like 4
Exons: 7
Coding region: 412-1551 (379 amino acids)
Source: RefSeq, a predicted model, not a curated record